Messenger RNA from Lampris incognitus (smalleye Pacific opah), 480 nucleotides. RefSeq names its product transcription factor HES-5-like. Gene Ontology annotation, molecular function: RNA polymerase II cis-regulatory region sequence-specific DNA binding; DNA-binding transcription factor activity, RNA polymerase II-specific; protein dimerization activity. NCBI's taxonomy places the organism in Eukaryota, Metazoa, Chordata, Actinopteri, Lampriformes, Lampridae. The record is from RefSeq and is a predicted model, not a curated record. Gene Ontology annotation, biological process: regulation of neurogenesis; anterior/posterior pattern specification; regulation of transcription by RNA polymerase II. The transcript has 2 exons. Gene Ontology annotation, cellular component: nucleus. The coding region runs from base 1 to 480 and encodes 159 amino acids.
AUGGCUCCUACUCACACCAGAGACUCCACCUGCUCAGUGCUCUCCUCCAAAGACAGACACAAAUUGAGAAAACCAGCGGUAGAGAAGAUGCGCAGAGACCGCAUCAACAGCUGCAUCGAGCAGCUGAAGACCCUGCUGGAGAAAGAGUUUCAUAAGCAGGACCCCAACGCCAAGCUGGAGAAGGCUGACGUGCUGGAGAUGACGGUGGUGUUUCUGAAGCAGCAGCUGCAGCCUCAGAGCCCGGCUGCUCAGAAGGCUCACAGUGAAGGAUACUCCCGCUGCUGGACAGAGACCCUGCACUUCCUGUCCGCCAACCCGCUGAAGGAUGUGACCUUCCAGCCACUCCAGUACCUUCAUGCUGCCCAGAGAGCUGGCCGGGAUGUCUGCCCCCCCUCUCCCCUCUCCCCCUCCCAGCUCCACAGCCACAGCCUGGUGAAACAUGCUCCCAGCGGCAGCAGACCAGUGUGGAGGCCGUGGUAG